Molecule: messenger RNA, 1377 nt
Organism: Thermothelomyces thermophilus ATCC 42464
Lineage: Eukaryota; Fungi; Ascomycota; Sordariomycetes; Sordariales; Chaetomiaceae
Exons: 1
Coding region: 208-1158 (316 amino acids)
Biological process (GO): [2Fe-2S] cluster assembly; protein complex oligomerization
Cellular component (GO): mitochondrion
Molecular function (GO): ATPase activator activity; protein-folding chaperone binding
Source: RefSeq, a predicted model, not a curated record
CCCGUAUUCUUCGGACUUUCGACUCGGCCGUCCGAACCAUUUCCAUUCACGAAGGUGCACGACGGUUUCGCGGCAGAAUUCGGGCCAUUUGCCUCAUCGAGACGAAACAGACUAGGCGAACAUAUAUUGACGCUCGGAUUUCGGAUUCGGGACACACACGGCUGAAGCGAGGUCUAGCUGAGGUCUUUCUUUUUCUUUUCCGUCAAUAUGAGGGCAUCGUUGGCCUCCCACUCGGGCCGCGCAGCGACGUACCUCUGCGCCGCAUGCCGCAGGGAGGCGAGAGCGUUCCUAGAUUCCCAGGGUGCUCUAAUCAGGGCGGUGCCGGUAGCCCCAUCGCGACGGAACAUCUCGACCAUCGCGAUCCCGGCCGACCGAAGGUCGUCCGCCCAGCGCUGGCCCUCGACGAGACAGACCCGCUCCGCCACGACCCGCGCCUCUCCCGACGCGACAACCCCGUCCUCGACGCCGUCCCAACCGUCCUCCAUCCCGACGUAUUACGCACUCUUCCCGGAGACCCUUCCCGACGGCCCGCCCCCCAAGGGCAAGUUCGCCAUCGACCUCCGCGCCCUGCGCAACGAGUUCCUGCGUCUGCAGGCCGCCUCCCACCCCGACUUCCACCACCACGCCGCCGCCAGCGAGGGCCAGUCUCCUGCUACCGAGAAGAGCAGCAGCGGCGGCGGCGGCGGCGGCGGCAGCGGCGGCAGUGGCAACAACAGCAACAGCAACAGCAACAACAACGGCCAUAAAUCCGCCGCCCGCAUCCGAGCCGAGGCGACGUCCGCCCUGAUCAACGCGGCCUACAAGACGCUGUCGUCGCCGCUGCUGCGGGCGCAGUACCUCCUGCGGGAGCAGUACGGCGUGGACCUGGAGGCGGACGAGCGGGGCGCGCAGAGCGGGGCGCCGGACCCGGAGCUGCUGAUGACGGUGCUGGAGGCGCGCGAGGCGAUCGAGGAGGCCGAGCGCGAGGAGGACCUGGAGGAGGUGGCGGCCGCCAACGAGGCGCGCAUCGGCGAGAGCGAGCGGCUCGUCGGCGAGGCCCUCGAGAGCGGCGACGUCGAGGCCGCCAAGGAGGAGGCCGUCCGGCUGCGGUACUGGGUCAACAUCCGGGAGAGCGUCAGGAACUGGGAGAAGGGGAAACCGGUCGUGCUGCAGCACUGACAACCCCGUUUCUUCGAUCCUCUCCUUUUGUCUCUUUUCUCUCUUGUUUUUUUCUUCUUCCCUCCUUUUCUCUCUCUCCUCUCUGCGUGUGUAUGUGUAAUGGAUACGGCGUAUAAAAAGAUGGACUCGAGGGGUAUGGGGAAGCGGGUACGGGAGUCUAGUGCGUUCGAGUUGGAUCGAUAGAGGGUACGGUUCGUUAAAGAGUCACCUGUCACUGAG